This is a messenger RNA of Aspergillus piperis CBS 112811, 595 nucleotides long. RefSeq lists its product as uncharacterized. The coding region runs from base 196 to 552 and encodes 118 amino acids. The record is from RefSeq and is a predicted model, not a curated record. The transcript has a single exon. Lineage: Eukaryota; Fungi; Ascomycota; Eurotiomycetes; Eurotiales; Aspergillaceae.
GGCAGCGUAUUUCCGCCCCGAUUUCUCCACCCUUUCCCCCGCAAUCCAUACAUUUCGCUUGUAUCUAGCGUGGUCUCUCAUUCUGACAGCCAUCCGGGUAUCCCUUUUGGUUCAUUGCAUGACGCCCAAUUAGGCGUACCAUAUCUCAGAACACGUGGACUGACGCAUGGAUAUCUCAGCGUCUCUAGAGCACGUAUGAAUGUUCGUGUUGGAGCCUUAAGGCUGAAAGUCGUGCAUCAGUGCAAGGUACUACUAUACUGUCUUCCAUGUGAUGAGGAAGAUGAGGGAGAGGCUGUCAGACCACGCCUCCCUGCCGGAUUACCCCGACCGCUCUGUUUCUGUUUGGCUCAGGAAGGCUUGCGGGCGAGUGGCAGCGAUUGGAGGAGCCAAGGGCUGGGCGCGGUCAUCUGCAAGCACCAGGAGCCGUGGGAAGCUUUGGUAGCUUUGGCCGGCAGCGCCACGUCGGAUAGAUCGGCCGCCACCUACGUGCUCUGGAUCAGAUGGAACACCGCCAAGGGAGCCAAUGCGACACAAGCAACCAAUGACCCAUGAAGUCAAAAGAGUUAUUUCACUCCGUACGAGCACAACUCCCUGA